Molecule: messenger RNA, 2693 nt
Organism: Elgaria multicarinata webbii
Lineage: Eukaryota; Metazoa; Chordata; Lepidosauria; Squamata; Anguidae
Product: cytochrome P450 1A5-like
Exons: 7
Coding region: 400-1986 (528 amino acids)
Biological process (GO): hormone biosynthetic process; progesterone metabolic process
Molecular function (GO): heme binding; steroid 17-alpha-monooxygenase activity; oxidoreductase activity, acting on paired donors, with incorporation or reduction of molecular oxygen, reduced flavin or flavoprotein as one donor, and incorporation of one atom of oxygen
Source: RefSeq, a predicted model, not a curated record
AAACCUUUAAUAAGCAGAAACAAAUUUUUAACAACAACAAAUCCACACAUGCAAGCCGGUAACUGAUUGAUGUGGGACAUAUUUCCUGAGUCUUUUCACCCAGAUCCCAAGGACUUGAGUGUUUUUAUUGGGCUUCUUCCAAUUAUUAUUCUGAACUUGGCUGCAGAAAUGAUGGUUUGGCCACAGAAGAGGAGGUGGAUUUGGCAAUCAUUCUUCUGAUUGCAGUACAUAAAAUGCCCUCUCAAGCAGCACAGAAGGCAUAAAGGCUCCACCAGCAGAAGAGAAAGAUCCCAAUACAUUUGGGAAAAGAACUAUUACAUCCAGACGGCAUCCAGAACAGCACUGCUUCAGACCCCAGUUUCUUCUUUCACCUGGGACACACAGUGGGGUUCCUUUCUGAUGACAGCAACGUCUGCAGUGUCGCUCAUGGGAAGCCUGGGCAUCAUCUCAGCCACAGAAGCCCUCCUGGCCAUUGCUGUUUUCUGCCUGAUCUUCAUGAUCAACAAAGCCUUUCGGGAACAGAUCCCCCAGGGCCUGAAGAGGAUUCCUGGGCCAAUGGGAUACCCAUUGAUUGGCAACAUGUUGGAGGUGGGGAAGACCCCUCACCUGAGCUUGACCCGGAUAAGCCAGGAAUAUGGAGAUGUCAUGAGGAUUCACAUCGGCAUGAAGCCUGUAUUGGUGCUGAGCGGGCUUGAAACCAUCAGGCAGGCUUUGGUGAGGCAAGGAGGAGACUUCAUGGGACGUCCUGACCUUCACAGCUUCCGCCAUGUGGUAGAUGGCCAGAGCUUGGCUUUUGGCACUGAUUCUGGAGAGGUGUGGCGCACCCGGAGGAAAAUGGCCCAAAAUGCUUUGAAAAGCUUCUCUUCCUCGCCCAGUCUCGCCUCCUCCUCCGCUUGCCUUUUGGAAGAGCACAUCUCCAAAGAGGCUGACCAUUUGAUUCAGAAACUGCAAGAGGUGAUGCAUGAGAAGAAACGCCUUGACCCCUAUCGGUAUCUGGUGAUCUCCGUGGCAAAUGUUAUUUGCGCCAUGUGCUUUGGGAAGCGCUACACUCAUGAGAACCAGGAAUUCCUCAGCAUAGUGAACGAGAGUGAGAAGUUUGUGGAAGUUGUGGCCUCUGGGGCCCCUGCUGACUUCAUCCCUGUGCUUCAACUUCUCCCGGGCAACAGCAUGAAGACCUUCAAGGAGUUCAACCAGCGGUUCUCCACCUUCCUGAUGAAUAAUGUCAAAGAGCACUAUGAGACUUUCAGUAAGGAUAGCAUCCGAGACAUCACGGACUCCCUUAUUGAUCAAAGCCAAGAAAAGAAGUUGGACCAACAUGGGAAACUUCAGCUCCCACCAGAAAAAAUUGUGAACCUUGUCAACGACAUUUUUGGGGCUGGCUUUGACACAGUGACCACAGCUCUGUCCUGGAGUCUCAUGUAUCUCAUCAUUUAUCCCCAAAUCCAGAAGAAGAUUCAGGAAGAAAUAGAUGAGGUCAUUGGCAAAGAGCGGAAGCCACGCCUGUCGGACCGGCCCUUGCUGCCUUAUAUGGAAGGCUUCAUCCUCGAAAUGUUCAGGCAUUCCUCCUUCUUGCCCUUUACAAUUCCCCACUGCACAACCAGAGACACUGUCUUGAAUGGCUACUACAUCCCAAAGGACCUUUGUGUAUUUGUCAACCAGUGGCAAGUCAACCAUGAUGCGAAUCUUUGGAAGAACCCUUCCUCCUUCGUUCCAGAGAGGUUCCUUACUGCUGACGGGAAAGACAUCAACAGGGACCAGAGUGAGAAAGUCUUGACCUUUGGCCUGGGGAAGAGAAGGUGCAUCGGAGAGUCCAUUGCUCGGUGGCAGGUCUUCCUCUUCCUCUCCACUUUGCUCCAACAGCUGCAGUUCAGUAUUGAGGAUGGGGUGAAGGUGGACAUGACCCCGCAGUACGGUCUCACCAUGAAGCUCAAGCGAUGCGAACACAUCCAAGUGGAACGGCGUUUUCCAAAGAGGAUGAAAAAGUGAACUGCAGAGAUGUGUCGAAAAGCAAAAACAGAAGGCAAAACUGGAUCUUUUACAUGGGCAUGGCUCUCUCUCUCUCUCUCUCUCUCUCUCUCUCUCUCUCUCUCUCUCUCUCUCACACACACACACACACACACACACACACAAACACAUGGCAUGGAGGCUUUGCUCCAGAUGCAGAGACAGAGCAAGCUUUCCUUGCCAGGUGGGGCUUCAAAGAAAUGAAUGGAAAUAUGAAUGAUUUUCUCAUAGCUGAAAGAACCUUGCAGGUAAGGCUGGGAAGGGCUCCUGUCUGAAACUGAGACAGAACCCCUGACAGUCACAGGAGGCAAUAUUGGCCCAGAGCAGGGAUGCGGAGCCUCUUUCAGCCCAAGGGCCGGAUUCAGUUUCAGAGAAGGCCUUGUGGGCCGAACAUACCAUUACAUUUUAGCUUCAAGCUCCUCGUGGCAGUAAGCUGCCUUAGGAGAUGCAUUUCAACCCUAAUGAGGAAAAAAGCUGUCCAACGCUGGGAAAUCACCCAAAGAUCAGCAGGCUGGGAAAAGGUGUUAGGGCCAAGGGAAGGAUUGGGGCCAUCUGGGGAUCCUGGGACGGUCAGAUUGGGUGGGCCAGAUCAACAUUGCUGCUUUAGCCCUUCUUGAAAAAGGAAAAAAAAGGUGGGAUAUGAAUGCAAUAAAUAAACAAAAUAAAAACAAAUACUGACUUGUCUUAAA